This is a messenger RNA of Gigantopelta aegis, 3163 nucleotides long. Its product is annotated as retinoblastoma-associated protein-like. Gene Ontology annotation, cellular component: chromatin; Rb-E2F complex; nucleus. NCBI's taxonomy places the organism in Eukaryota, Metazoa, Mollusca, Gastropoda, Neomphalida, Peltospiridae. The transcript has 22 exons. The record is from RefSeq and is a predicted model, not a curated record. Gene Ontology annotation, molecular function: RNA polymerase II transcription regulatory region sequence-specific DNA binding. Gene Ontology annotation, biological process: regulation of transcription by RNA polymerase II; neuron projection development; negative regulation of G1/S transition of mitotic cell cycle. Bases 5 to 2260 code for a protein of 751 amino acids.
UGUCAUGCCACCUAUUCCUGAAACGGAAGGGAUUAUGUUUCGUAAAAAGUUAUGCUGGGUUUUGUUUUUACGUUCAAAAGGGACGUUCCUAGCGGACCACCAGGAUUUGAUUCAUGCUUAUCUGUUGCUGCUCGCCUGUCUAGAAUUCGUUCUGAGAAGCACGCCAUCCUUUCUACUCAAUCCUCCAUACGAUGCGGUUCGUAUCGGGUGUCUACAAAGUUCUGAACACAGGACCCAAGGCAUGCUGAGUAUGUUGGCGGAACAGUUUGGCGCCAGUGUCGAAGAGGCUCAAACUCUUCAGCAUAAUUGUAUGGAAGCGUUCUUCCAAGGUUUACCGCAGAUAGAUGGAGAACUAGACCUCGAGGAACUAUGGCGGCAAUACGAACACUUGUAUAAGCAGACCGGUGACAUCGAUGAACUUCUUUUUCUCAAACACGAUCCGUUCGUCAUGCCAGCGGAUUACAAUAAAAACAGAAUAACUCCGUCGAAAACAAAGUUUGGAUCUGCACAACCUUCUACACCUGUCAGAAAUGCUCUCAACACCGUUGCCCAACUGAAAAGUGUUCUGCGUCAGGCUAGUGACGAACCUACGUCUAAGCUUAAGGAAUAUUUUCAGAAAUGCUCUACCAACGUCACGGUUCCAAUAGCUAAUAGAUUGAAGAGUCUCAAAGAAACCUUUGUCAGCAAGUUCGCUUCCAUGGCUAAGACCAGUCAACGAUCGGUAGCUGAACAGCGAGUCACCAUGGCAACGCGACUCUACUAUCAAGUAAUGGAGUCUAUGCUCAACAUGGAACAUGAACGGCUGUCGCAGAAUGACUUCAGCAAUCUGCUGAGUCAUGAAAACUUCCAUCGAUCUCUCCUAGCGGCGUGUGUGGAAAUUGUUCUCAUGACGUAUGGAUUGUCCCCGAGUCACUCAAAAGGAUCUUCUAUAAGUUAUGAAGACUCGCCAUUCUCAUUUCCAUGGAUACUAGAAGUAUUUGACCUACAGGCCUACGAUUUCUUCAAAGUAUUAGAAUCAUUUAUUAAAGCGGAACCCAAACUUCCAGGUGAUGUCAUUCGACAUCUACAGAGUGUUGAACAUAGAAUUCUAGACUCAAUAGUCUGGAGAGAGGGCUCAACACUGUAUACAGCGAUCGAGAAGGCUAAUGGUGGACAGCUGUCGACUAUGGUUGAAAUAUCUCCACCCAUCGAUCCCCUGGCAACAGGAAACCAAUCAUCAAGUGCUGCUGAAAUGUAUUUAUCGCCAGUGUGCCAUUCCUCUGGUAUUCGUCCGCCGACACCAAGGAAAGCUUCUCAGAACUCUCUACCCGGUGCUAGUCCCAGUAAAUCCGUUCCCAAAGCCAGUCCUUUGAAAUCCAGCUCAACGAUUGGUGCAGCCAGUAACUCCGCCUCCCCGGUGUCAAAACCACCAAAACGUUCAUAUUGUUUGACGUUAUUCUUCAAUAAAGUUUGUCGUCUUGGUUACCACAGAAUCCAAAAGUUGUGCACAAUGCUGCAGGUUUCAAAAGACUUGCAACAGAAGGUGUGGACGUGUUUUGAGUUCUGCAUAACCAACAGACCUGGGCUGGUGAAGAACCGACACAUAGAUCAGAUAAUGAUGUGUUCUCUGUAUGCGAUCUGCAAGGUAGCGGACAAGGAGAUCAAGUUCAAACACAUUGUACAGAUGUACCGCAACUUGCCACACGCAGAACAGGAGGUGUACAAGACUGUGUAUAUACAGGAGAAGGACGUGGACUCGAUUAUCGGCUUCUACAAUAAGAUCUUUCAGAACAACAUGAAGAACUACAUACUCCAGUUCUCAGUGAACAAACUCACCACACCAGUGUUGUCUCCAAUCCCCACCAAAUCAGUAAAACUGACAGCAUCACCAGUUUUCAGUGUUCCAGGUCGUAAAAACUUCUACAUCUCUCCACUAAAAGAAUCUCCGUUCAAAUCACCACCGUCCCCGAGUCAGCUGACCCCCAACACCAGACAGCUGUACAGCUUUGGCGAGGGAUUUGGUUCUCACCACAAGCUGCAGACGAUAAACGACAGUUUGUCACCGACCAAGCGGUUUUCAGUGACGGGCACAACACCAAAAAGUUUUAAGAGACUGGCAUUCGACAACCCUCCCGAUGAUGACUGUCAGCAACCUCCGACGAAAAUCCACUGUGUUAAGAAAAUCCACCCUCUUGAUGGCUGUCCUCAGAAUACCACAGAUGAAAUUCGUUCCGAGUCAUCGCACAGUAACACUGGUGAAAAAGGCACAGUCUCUUCCUAGAGUGUGACAUACCGCCACUUAACGCACGCAGAACUUGGUAUUCGUUAAUAGGUGGCAAAAGUCAAUUUUCUGUAGCUAUCACAGCCUCCAACACUGUUUAUGUUUCAUGCUUACAAUUAUACAUCUCACUGCGCUCAAUAGAUAUUACUUUCAAAGGUGAAUACUCUUAUUGCCUAAUAGAUACUGUCAUUCAAGAUUAAAUAUAUUAUGGAUACAUUAUAUCAUAUAAAUAUAUCAUAUACAGAUAUUAUAUCAUAGAUAUAUCAUAUGGAUGUUAUAUCAUACAAAUAUCAUAACUUCAAGACAUUAUAAUAUUUUCAUAAUGCAUAAUGGAAUUUACUCGCUCUGUUUGUUUUUUUAAUUGAUAUAUUCCCAUUUGCCAUAAUCUUUUUGUGGAGCAUUUUAACACACUUGGAAGUCACAUUGUAGGUUUUUUGUUGUUUUUAUAAUUUCUACACAUCUCAUGAUUUUGUGAUCAUUCUAAUGUUUAUGCAGCUCAAAACAAUAUUCACAGGUCUCCCAGACCUCCUAUAUUUUUAUAGGAUCCUAUAAAACUCCUAUAUUGAGAUUCAUUUCCUAUAUUUGACUCAAUUGCUUUGCCAAAAUGCCGAUGAAUAAAAUAUGUUACCGAGUGAAAGGCAGCCAACCUGUCAGAAAUUCAGAAGGUGCUUUGAAUGUGUGAGAUCUGUAUCAAGUGCCAAUAAAGAUCCUGCUCACCUGAUGAGGUGAGGAGGAUGUAUUACUGAUACAAGAUGCAAAAAUGCGACCAGUGUCCCAUUUGGGCAACUUAAAUAUUAAAAAAUAAUAAUGUUAGUCGUCCAAAUAAUAUCUUCUUUAGAGCUAUAACAUAUGAGCCACUAUUAAUAUUUGUAUGCAUCUAUUUAUUCCACAUUAAAAUCUUGC